Messenger RNA from Liolophura sinensis, 8623 nucleotides. RefSeq names its product receptor-type tyrosine-protein phosphatase kappa-like. The record is from RefSeq and is a predicted model, not a curated record. Gene Ontology annotation, biological process: protein dephosphorylation. Lineage: Eukaryota; Metazoa; Mollusca; Polyplacophora; Chitonida; Chitonidae. Gene Ontology annotation, molecular function: protein binding; protein tyrosine phosphatase activity. The transcript has 11 exons. The coding region runs from base 88 to 4521 and encodes 1477 amino acids.
CGGCCUGUCAGGGAGUGUGUCACUGCCUCACUGGUCCGUCUGUUUGUGAUCCGGUGGACGGCGCAUGCUCGGAUUCCUACUGUGACUAUGGCUGGACCCAGGCACCCACAUGCCAGAAAGCAUGUAACAACACGUUCGGUCCCCCAAUGUGUGUACAUAUGCCACUGUCCCAAGACAGACACCUGUGACCCUGUGAACGGGCUUUGUUCCUCUGGAUCUUGUAACGCUGAGUGGUAUGGCGCUGGCUGCCAGAUAAGAUUACCAAAGUUGAUUGCACCCCCUGCCUUGAUGAAUGUGUCAUGCGCAGAGGUCACCGUCCAGUGGAACACUUGGAUAAAAGAUUAUGACAAUGGAGAGGGUCCCAUACACUCCUACAGCAUUUACCAAAGGGUUGACCGUCGGCCUCCUUGGCAACUGAUUCGUUCACUUCCGGUCAUAUCUACAACUGAUGAAGAGGUCUAUAGUGUCGUCAUUACAGUCGUCGAACCGGAGAAGCCAAUACAAUUCCGGAUUGACUGUAAUAUGUUGGAUAACGGGAAACGAGUGACUGGUCCACCUGGCGUGCCUUCAGAUCCCGUAGUCGCCACAUGUCUUACUACUACACCUCCACCAACAACAACGCGAGCUCCAACCACAACAACGAACCCUCCUACAAUACCGAGUCCGACCAUUCCACCAGAAACAACUACAACGCGUUCGCAAGGUUCGAAUAUUUUCGAGACCGUACGUAUCGGUGAGAUUGGCCCGGACUUCGUUCUGUUAAACUGGACAGUGUUGUCGAACGUUUCCAACCAGUCAGUUGAUAUGGCGAUUUCAUACCACCUCUUUGCGAUUGGUGACUGCAACACAAGCGUCUCCAGUGUCGACAUAACUGAGAAAGUUGACCAAUCAGCUACAGCCUACCUUCUGGACAAUCUCGAGCCCUGGCGACGCUACAUGGUAACGUUGACAGCCAUUAGUGAAUUCAACAUAACUGACCCCGUAACCCUGUCAGUUUCAACUGGUGAAACAGCUCCCACUGGUGUAAUAAAUGCCUCGGACAUUCGGCUACAGUCGGCAAAUUCCGGAAGUUUAUCCAUUACCUGGAACAACUUAGAGUGUAUCGAACGUGGAGGGAUACUAAUGGCUUUCGAGGUGCAGCUCCAUCCAGUGGGAAACGACUCGUUGUCUUGGGUGGUCUUGGCGGAUACGACAGCGUUAACCCUGACCGGUUUACAACCAUAUACUGAAUACUCUGUAAGAAUCCGCUAUGUCAACAAGAUUGGGGCCGGCAAGUAUGGGACGGAAGUGGUGUUCAGGACUGCGCAGGAUGUUCCAGCAUCCCCAGUCAUCAAUUCCACGCUAUCAGCGAAGGACUCCAUUAAAAUCACCUGGUUUGAGCCUGUGCCAUCAAACGGUGUGAUUACAAAAUAUGGAAUAUCUUACACUACCGCUAGCGGAUUUGAAUCGGAGGUGACCUUGCCGAGUCUUGAGAAGCAGGCAACAAUGACAGAACUGAGGGCGUUCACGGAAUACGCUAUCAGAGUUAGAGCCGCUACAAAAGCGGGAUGGGGAAACUACAGUGAGAGCGUAACAGUCCGUUCCUUGCAGGCUGCGCCCGGUCCUCCUACGAACUUGAGUCAACAAGGACGCAACGAGACAUGUAUUCAGUUUGACUGGACGGAACCCGCAGAGAAAAACGGAAUUCUAUCCAAUUACCAGAUUUCUUACAAGCAGAUUUUCACUCACCAUGCUCGCGGUCUGAAUUCCACAACGGCACGUGUUUCAGUGAGCGCAGCUGUCCGAUCGACGGUCGUAUGUGGUUUACAAGAGGCUACCUAUUACACGUUCGAGGUUAGAGCAAGUACAGCGGCUGGAUUUGGUGCCGCGUCUGACGCAUUGGCUAUCUGGACACUCCAAGGUGUUCCAGAGGCUCCACCACGACCAAAGGUCAUGAGCGUCAAUUCAACAACCAUCACACUUGAACUUGACCCUGCCGAGGUCACCCGGGGUCCAGUUUCCGCAUACCGCGUUGUUGUUGACGAACUUGAGGGUAAAAGUCGGCGGCGGCGAGCUGAACAAGACGGACUGGAUUUGCCUGGAUAUGUGGCAGCAGAAUUUGGCUCCAAAGCCAUCACGACAAAUACUUUGUUUGUGGUUGGGGACAAUGGAAACUACGGUGGCUACAAAAACCCGGGUUUGCAGUCUGGUAAGAUGUACGACAUAGCGUAUGUGGUAAUAAGUGAACUGGAAGGUCUGAAUCGUUCCGCCUUUUCACGUGUGUCGGAAGCAGUAAAAACCGGCCCACCUGUUGUCGUUAAGCCAGUAGUAGAGGACAACACGGGUCGUGUCGUCGGUAUUGUUUUGGGAAUAUUCCUAUUACUAAUAUUUUUGGUCCUCCUUCUUUUCUUCUUGUACCGAUAUAUUCAAAACAAGAACAGCAAAUACUAUCCUUCAACCGCAUACAACAAAGAUACAGACAAGGUUAAUCUUUUCUUGAAUGAAGACGAUGACUUGUUGAAGUACUGGAGCAAAACGCAGUCGUUUACUCAGCGACGACACGUUGUGGCUGGGCUUCAGUACGUGCACAGGAAUCGGGGUGUCUUCCCACACGAUCACCUCAUGACGCAAACGUCUGCAGGCAAAGCAAGCAGCAAACCUUUCAUUUCUUUGCAUAAAGAGUUUUACAGUCUUCCUCAUAAAAAGCGACCUUGUACCGCGGCGAACAAGCGUCGAAACCAACACCGAAACAGGUUUGAUCAUCUCUUGGCAUUCGACCAUAGCCGCGUUGUGUUAAAGCCAGACGAGCAUUCUGACAACGACUACAUCAAUGCCAAUUACAUCGGUGGUUACAAGCGCAGGGACGCGUACAUUGCAGCCAUGAGCCCGUUUAACGAUGAAACCGUAUUAGAUUUUUACAGGAUGAUCUAUCAGCUCAAAUUACCUACUGUGGUGAUGAUCACGAAAGUUGAAGAAGAACAGUUUAUCAAAUGCACACAGUACUGGCCCGAUGUACAAGCCGUUGUAACCUUUGAAAACUUUAUUCUUCAAAUGGAGGAGGUUCAGCAGUUCCCAGACUACGUGGUGAGGGUCAUCAGUCUGAAGGGGCGCGAGGAGAAGAAUAUACACACGGUGACAGUGUUUGACUAUACAUCCUGGCCGGAGCACGGCGUGCCCAACGACACCAUUCCGAUUCUAGAGCUACGGGACAAGGUCAGGGCAGUAACCCCUCCAGACAGCCCCAUUCUCGUCCACUGUGGGACAGGUGUUGGACGGACCGGCUGUUUCAUCGCUCUGGACGCAUUGCUCGAGCAGUACAAGUCGGAAAACGACGUAAACGUCUUCCACUUUGUGAAAACCAUGCGAGACAGUAGAGUGUCCAUGGUGCGAACGAUUCGUCAGUAUGCCUUCAUCUACAACGCUCUCUUUGAAGCCGUUGUGAUCGGAGACAUUAGCGUGGGCGCGGAUUUGAAGGAGAAAUACAAGGACAUGAUCAAAAAGAAUCAUAAAACUGGACAUACAUAUUUGAAGGAUCAGUUUUUAUCCUUGCAAGAGUUCACUCCGAAAUUAAAGAAAGAAAUGUGUAGUACGGCUUUGCUUCCCGCUAACAUAAACAAGAACCGUUAUCCGGAUUUAGUUCCACCCAAUGAUUGUCGCGCCAUCAUAAACACACUGGGCGGCCCUGAGAGAACCGAUUAUAUUAACGCAGUCUUCCUGGACAGUCAUACGAGGAAAAACCACUUCAUCCUCACACAAACACCUUUACCUUCCACAGUGCUAGAUUUCUGGAAGCUGAUAUACGACUACAAAGUCACUACAAUCGUAAUGAUGGAGGAACGGAAGACGGAUCAAGGACAUGCGCAGUAUUGGCCGGAUGACGACCAUCCGAAUAUAGAGACCAGUCCUUACGUUGUUGAAAACACUGAAUCCCGAGCGGAAGGGGAUGACGGUCAGAUUAUUAUUUCUACACUGAGGGUGCACAAUUUACAGAUCCCCCGAGCCCAACCGAGAGAGGUACGACUCUUUCAGCUCCACUCAUGGACGGGUCCCGCGUUUGUGCCAUCCUCCAAAACAGUCCUGCUGGACCUUAUAGACCUCGUGGACGACUGGCAAAGGUAUUCCUCGGGAGACACGUCACCAGUCCUUGUUCACUGCAGCGACGGUGCUACCCAAUCAGGCCUCUUCUGUGCUGUGUCAGUCAUAUGCAGCAAAAUGCUCCAUGAAGGAAGAGUUGAUGUGUACCACACGAUAAAGCACCUGAAGCGCAGACGACCUCAAAUAGUGGACCAAUUGGAGCAGUACAGAUUUUGUUACAAGACGUUAUGGGACUUCAUAAGUCUUCGGCUCACAGAAAAAUCCUUCUCACAGGGAUCGGAAACAAUUGGCGACAAGCUGUAUGCCGCACCCAGUCUCAACCUAUCGCUCUACAGCUCGAUCUAUGACGUCGACGAUGAUGACGCAACAUUCCAGGAGCCACGUUAUCACUUUACCAAUGGUCAUCCAACCACCCUCCAAGAACUGUAUCGCGAAGGGUAUAUCUAAUUAUCUUGUUCCAGGUCGAAAUUUUCAAAGAUUUUUCCACAUUUCAACUGGUAUAAACGGUCUUAAGUGCGAAAUGCAUUGUAUAACAGUGUCAUUUAAACAAUUUGCAGAAGGUAAUGUUUCGAGCAGAUUCUCUUCGUCAAUUUUUUUGUCUUUUUAAGCAUUACUUUUAAAUGCUUGACUAGACUUUUAUGUUUGCGUUUUAAUUCAGUAAAAUGGAAAAAUGUUAUGUUCUUUAUUCUGUUGAAAACAUUUUAUCUGCCAGGUUGGGAGUAUGUCCCUAAAACCUUUUAUCGCUAAAAACUUUUAGAAAGAGGUUUCUGUAAAUUUAGGUAGGUACGAAAUAUUAACAAGACAUACUAUGACAUAGAUGUACAUUGUUUCCCAGUGUCUAAGGGCUAAGUUUUUUGCAAUGUUUUAUGUCAUAAAUUCGUGGGAUUUGCUAAGGUACUAGAAUGUUUUGUUCCUGUGAUAGAGGAUUUAUGUACCUACUCUGCACCAUGUAGUAAUGGUGUAAUGUAAUAAUAUCUAAAAUGUUUUAAAUAAACCCCAAGAUACAGUGAGUUAGUCAUGCAUAUUUGAUAUUUCAUUUUGCAUUUUAUGAAAAGCGGAUUUCUGUACGUUUGUGGUAUAACGCCAACUGUAAGUCUUGAUAGCUCACGCAUCUAAGCAUAUCUUGUGCUGGACACGAUAGGCAUUCAAACCAUGACGUCGCGUGUUCGAAUCCAGCUGCUGCUAAAGUGAUUAAGACUAAGUAUAAGAUGGCCUGCCAGAUACCUGGCUGUAUGAACCUGGCUGCCGUCUUUCAAAUGAAAUAUCCUCGAACAUGGCAUAAAGUAAACGGCUGUGAAACAGUAAUUCAGAAUAUUUUAUAAACAAUUAAAUGAAAAUGCUUUAUUGAAUUAGUGCUGUUGCUAACGUUACAUAAGUAUUAAUCUAAGUUUUUAUGUGUAUAUGAAUAAUGCCUUGUAUUUAAUAUCUAAGGAGUUAGACUGCAAUAUUUGAUUUUUGUAUUUUGCUUGUCACUUUAUUUUCUUAAACUCAGUGUAUAUUGUGUCAUGCUAAAUGAUAUACAGGUUAAAUGCUACACGUGAUUUCCUAAUAAUGUAAAGUAAAAAAUUCUGGCUGUCGCAUGUUGAUUAUUUACAGUAAAUGGCUUGAGAAACUGACACCCUGGCUCCGCAGAAUAACCAACGUUUUAGGAAUUCAGAAUGGUCAAGAUGCAAAUUUUGCUUCUUUUUUUUUUUUGCUCGUAGCUUUUUAGAUCAUAUUUGUCCAGCCAGUAUAAGGGGGUUUUUGAGUUGGAACCUUUUUAUUGCAAAAGAAAAAAUGAAGUCCUACUUUAUCAUUUGACCUGCUCGAUGUAAGGCAACUAUUUUGAUUACGUUUAUCAUAAUAUGGGCGUUUGAGAGUAUUAAGAGUGUACAAAUGAUGGGGAAAAAUAUUAAUGAGUUGCACUGUCGUGAAUUUUAGAGAUUCUUAAAGGAAAGAGGCGUCAUUUGUGCCUCUCGAACACCGUGGGACAUAUUAUCGGUAUGUUAAUGUCAACAGAGCUUACCUAACAUUUCUCACAAAUUGCGUUAUACAACAUCGUGCUGUUACCUUUAACAAGAAAAGAGUUCGAACCUGAAACUCCUCUCUUAUCAAAAAGAUGUGACGUGAAACAAUCUGUGAUCAGUUGUUUCCACUGACUUGGUGAUAGGUGAAGUAGUUUUUUUACAGUGCCGAAAGCGUACAUAUUCAAACAAGCAUAUUCAUGAAGAGUUAAUGAAGUUGAUAACAGUUGAUAAAAGAGGACAGUAUAGGAUCGACUAUGCAUCACACACUUCGCUGUAAUAUUUACGUGGCUACCCGUUUCUUGCCCGCAACAGGUGGCCCUUUCUUUGUCUUGGAUGUGAAUGGCUUUAAGUCAACGAACAAUUGUUCAUUUAUUUAUUUGUUUGUUUGUGUUACGCCGUACUCAAGAAUGUUUCACUUAUAUGGUGGGAGGAAACCGGGCAGAGCCCAGGGAAAGCCCACGACCAUCCGCAGGUUGCCGAAAGACCUUCCCACGUACGGCCGGAGAGGAAGCCAGAGAAGCCUGGACUUGAAGUCACAACGACCACAUCUGUGAAAGACUCCUGGUUCAUUGUGCUGCGCUUGCAUGCUAAUCAACUCGGCCACUGAGGCCCUACUUACAGUUGUAAUUACUGGUAGAUUUUAAACCUUGAAUUCACCAUCUUUUUACUUUACUUAGAGUUUUUCUUGUAUGAAUUUGUCCUGUAGGUGCAAUCUGAAUCAACUCGGCUGGAUAUAGGAAUAUUCCUACAUCUAGCUGAAUUUAUUCAGAUUUCUGUAAGCGUAAUCAGACACUUUCCUUAAGGUCUGGUAUUAUCUCUUGAUUUGUUUCUACCUGUUUAAUUACUACAAAGUUUUUGUUGUAUGGCAGCCUGUCAGAUUUUUUAGGGUUUGGACAUUUUUGCUCAAUUUAACGAAAAACAUCGAUUUUUCGUCCAAAACUCUUCUCAUAUGUACAAGUUGGCCACCAUUAAAUGACGUCUGGAUUUCCAGGAAAAUCUUAAGUUUUUAGUACUUCGAUAAAAGAUAACCGUUUUCUAACACUUCCUAAAACACAUUUCUAACACUGUCCAACAAGCUUAUUUUAACACUUCCUUUCAUCAGUACUAAACAUACGUAACAUCUAACACUGGGAAUUUUGAAACUGUAAGCACGUGACAUUAAUAUUGUCAUGACGUCAUACAGUUAAUAUAAGGGAGCAAUCGGUGAUAUAGUUGACAGGAAAAAGACAGAGGUAUGAACUGAAAAUACAAAUGUUCACCUCGACAGCCAUUUUGGCGUGCACUUGAUGUUAAUUUGCGAAAUAACUGUGAACACAAAAUAAAUCAGCUCUAAAAUAUGCACUGUCAAACGUAAACGUAUCAAGUAGUAGUUUUAUGGAAAAGAAAUCGUUUGUGUGAAACUCCACGAAAAAUUACUAAACGGAGACAAUCUGGACACUGUUAGCUUUGACGAGGGUCUUCAUACCAGAAACCAGUCGUGGACUAAAUUGAUUUAAACUGUUACAAGGACACGUGUAAAAGACACUCAUUGCCAUGGCGGUAAAAGUUGACUUCACCUUACGAUUAAUUUGUUGAACAUGGCCUGAGAAGCAGUAGGCACCAAACGUCCCGAAUAACCAAAUAGAUCCAAACUGCUCACCAAUUAGUUCUAUACUGUAUAUCUAAUUAUAAGCACCUAUUACAAGCAUUGUUUUGUACCCACUUUAAAAGUACGAUUCAGCCUACAAUCUUGCCAGUUAUAAACAUUUGAACAUGUAUUAGACUCUGAUAAAUAUUUCAAAAAUAUUAUGGUUUACAAAUAUUAUCGUCAAUUUCCAACACUGUACGUGAUGCAGAAAUUUUUUGAAGAUCUGACCGCAUUAUGCAUUCUGCCAAUGCACUGAAACACCAAAAUAACGGCAAUCUGAAGACUUUUAUCUUCGACAAGAAUCUUUAUACCAGAAAGUAUGCGUAGGCUAAUAUUUUGUAUGUUUUCUGUUUAAAAGUCGAUAAACUAUUGUUUAAUUUAUUUAAAAUUAAUAUGUACUUAUACAAAUAAACUGCAAGACUUGUGUUUCGGAUUAGGUGUGUGUAUAAUUACUUGGUAAUUACGAAUUUUUCUCAUCAUCAUCAUCAGUUAUACUUUGAGUACCGAUUGCGAAAUACGAAAAUACGGAUUUACGGACCAUUAUUAGAAUUACAGAAUUUGAAGUAGGCAUUAAAAAUUGAAAUUUGUUUUGUUUUCAUUAGUAUUGCAUAAUGUCGAACUAGUAAUGAGUAAUUUAAGAUAAUUUAGAUCGGUUAUCAAUAAUGUGUUACUAUAAUUCUAUAAAAUGUUAUUUUUAUUGGUGAUUUGUUAGCAUUUAAUGGACAUGAGUUUGCAUGUAUGAGUCAGCGGCAGUUAUAUUAGUUGAUUAUUUGAUUAUACUGAUAUACUGCAGCAUGCACAUCGUGGGAUGUUCAAAACCACAUUACCAAAAAAUGCAAAUAUUGUGCCACUAGACUUUAGAUAUAUAUACCUAGAAAGGUGUAUUUUUUCGUCCACGAUUAUAAUAGAUAUUUAA